This is a messenger RNA of Camellia sinensis, 3766 nucleotides long. Lineage: Eukaryota; Viridiplantae; Streptophyta; Magnoliopsida; Ericales; Theaceae. The record is from RefSeq and is a predicted model, not a curated record.
UCUUAUGCUUAUGACAUGAAGUGUAGAGUUUAAUCUCAAUUUGAAAGAGAGCUCAAAAGUCUCAAUCCAAGUUUUCUCAUGAGAUAGAUUCACAUGACAUUCUCUUUCACUUGCAUUGUGUGUGAGUCUUGUGAAAUAAGUUUGGAUCUCACCAUUCUUCUUGGGUAAUAUUCUCCUCAAGGGACAUUAUUGAAGUCUUUUGGCACCAAGAAUUGAACAAGGUCAUCUCUAUAUAUGUUCAAGUUUUACCUUCAACUAAGUGCUUCAUCAAGAUCAAAGUGGAACUUGAAGGCUAACUACUUCACAAUCAAAAGUUUCUACACGGUUUUUCCUUGAAUUCGCUUUUGGCUCAUGUUUCCUCUUGCUAAAAGAUCUGCAAAGGGGCCACUGUCCUGACUAAAAGCAGCAAUCCAUGCCCCGGAGGGAGCAAUCAAGGUCUCUUGAGCCAGUGCUGCCACUUGGGUAUGAGUGGGUGGACCUAUGAACAGGAAUUCCUCUUGCUUUCAGUGGAGGAAUUCUUAUACCUUAUUAAGCUAAAAGACCCCUCAAGGGAGGAGGCUCAUUGACUUCAAGAAAGGGGACACCAAGCCGAGGGAAUGUGUCCAGUUGACCUCAAGAAAUGCCUCUGCCGCCAUGAUUUCAUUUCCAAAACCUACUGAAAUUUCGUUCGCAUGAGGUUUUAGAAACAUGACUUUCAUUGAGGUGGCAAAAGUUAAUGUCUUUGGAUUUUGUAUUGCAUUCAACUCACAACAAUGCAAUCAGUCCAAUUUUAUAGUUUUCUACUGAUAAAGGCAUCUAACUGUUAUUGCAUACUAUUGAAAUUUUACCUUUUUUCUUAUGAUAAGGGAAAAGAAGGAAAUAGAUGAAUCAUGGAAGGUAGGUGUUUCGAACGAGGACUUUAAAAGGCCAAACUGUGGUAGAAUGCUAAAGCACUAGUCUGCAGAAAAUGGGUACCAGAAGCAGAAGUGCUUGUGCUUUUCUUUCAUUCCCAUUGCUCCUAUAUUUCUUGACGAUUCCAUCAGAAUGUGCAACUGAUACAUUAACUCACUCCCAACCUAUCGCAAUAGGUCAAACUCUCAUCUCUGCAGGUGAAGUUUUUGAGUUAGGCUUCUUCAGUCCUGGUAAUUCCAGUAAACUAUACAUUGGGCUAUGGUAUAAGAACAUAACUGUCCGCAAAAUUGUGUGGGUAGCAAACAGAGAGAACCCACUUCCUGCCACAGACUCUGCCUCAAGUCUCAUAAUUGGCAGCGAUGGAAAUCUGAGACUAUUAGAUGGCAUGAGGAACACUUUCUGGUCUACAAAUAUCUCUCUCGCAUCAAAUAACACAGUUGCAGUGCUUUUGGACAAGGGAGACUUUGUUCUUAAAGAUAAUGUCUCGGGAUUUAUCACAUGGGAAAGCUUUGACUAUCCAUGUGACACAUUUUUGGCUGACAUGAUGAUAGGACUGAACACAAAAACAGGAGAGAAACAUUUCCUCUCUUCCUGGGAGACUGAUAGCGACCCAUCACCUGGAAAGUUUGUGCUUGGACUUACACCAGAGACACCACCACAACUUUUCCUUUGGAACAGUUCCAAGCCUUACUGGAGAGGCGGUCCAUGGAAUGGAUGGACAUUCAUAGGUAUACCAAACAUUGGGCAGGGCUAUGUCAACGGACUCAUCCUCAUAUCCGAUAAUGAACAGGGAACUGCGUAUCUCACAUUCAGCACGUAUAACAUCUCUUAUGUCAUAAUGAAUGUCCUUGCGCCAACAGGAACUUUGAAGACGAUGAAUUGGGAUGAAGAAAAAAGUGUCUGGUUUGUUAGUUGGGUGGCAGUAGUGAAUCCAUGUGACAUCUACGGAGUUUGUGGACCUUUUGGGGUUUGCAGCAACAGGAAUGGGUCUCCAAUUUGUGAGUGCUUGAAAGGGUUUGUACCAAAAUCAACUGAGGAUUGGAGCAAAGGAAAUUGGACAGGUGGGUGCGUGAGGCGAACUGAACUGCUAUGCCAAAAGAACAUUAGCAGCCUAGCAAAUGGAACAGCUCAAAAUGAUGGCUUUUGGAAGCUGAGUGGGUUGAAGCUGCCGGAUCAUUUUGAAUAUUUGUUCAAUCAGGAUUACUCAGGUUGCCAACAGUGGUGUGUGAGUAACUGUUCCUGUGUGGCGUAUGCAUAUGUGACUGGAAUUGCAUGUAUGGUUUGGGCUGAAGACCUUGUGGAUGUUCAGCAGUUUUCAAUAGACGGGAACGACCUUUUCCUCCGCCUUGCAUAUUCAGAGCUGGGUAUAGAUCAUAAGAAAAGUGAAAAAAUCACCAUCAUCUUUACGACAAUUUCUGGGGUUAUCCUCUUGGCUGCCUUCAUGUUUGGUUUGCACAGGUGGAGAGCUAACCAAAGAGUAAAGAGAAGAAAAAGGAUAAAAGGUUUUGGUUGGGGUGAUAGACUGGACAUGCUAAGAGAUCCUUCACAAGAUAAUGUCUGGGUAGACCACGCAACACAUUCGGAGUCUUCAGAGCUACCAAUGUUAGACUUUGAUAAAGUAUUAGUUGCUACCAACAACUUCAGCAUCACAAAUAAACUUGGGCAAGGAGGGUUUGGCCCCGUUUAUUGGGGAAAGCUAGAAGGUGGGCAAGAAGCAGCAGUGAAAAGACUUUCUAUUCAUUCAGGACAAGGCGCUGAAGAAUUCAAGAAUGAGAUCAAAUUGAUCUCCAAAUUGCAGCACAGGAAUCUUGUUAGGCUCUUGGGUUACUGCAUUGAUGGGGAAGAGAAGUUAUUGGUUUAUGAGUACAUGACAAAUAGAAGCUUGGACACGUUUCUCUUCGAUGCAAAGAAGAGAAUGCAGCUUGAUUGGGCUAAACGCUUUAACAUUAUUCAGGGUAUUGCUAGAGGGAUUCUUUAUCUCCAUCGUGAUUCUUGUUUAAGGGUUAUUCACAGAGAUUUGAAGGCCAGCAAUAUUCUAUUGGAUGAUGACAUGAAUCCAAAAAUUUCAGACUUUGGGUUGGCCCGAACUUUUCAACUAACGCAAGAGUUGGCAAAUACUCACAGGGUGAUGGGAACAUUUGGGUACAUGUCUCCUGAGUAUGCAAUGGGAGGGCUAUUUUCAGAGAAGUCUGAUGUCUUUAGCUUUGGUGUUUUGCUACUAGAGAUUGUUAGUGGCACAAGGAACACCAGUUUACAUUAUAAUGAAAAGUAUCUGAAUCUCCUUGGUUAUGCAUGGCAAUUGUGCAACAAAAACAGGGAAUUAGAGUUAAUGGAUGAAGCAAUGGCUUACUCAUGUUCUCGGUCAGAAGUAAUGAGAUGCAUACAUAUUGGACUUCUCUGUGUUCAGGACCACGCGGCGGAUAGGCCAACCAUGUCAGCUGUGGUUCUCAUGCUGAGCAGUGAAAUGGAUCUUCCACAACCAAAACAGCCUACAUUUACCAUUCAGAGCUUGUCGGAUGCCGAUCUUCUAUCACUACACAACAAAUUAUGUUCCAUGAAUGCGGUCUCUGUGUCGAUUAUUGAAGGGCGAUGACCAUUUAACAAAUCAUGUUUAUUAAACCAAACAAGUCCUUAAUUUCAUGUUUCCAGUGUAGGAAUAUUUGCUAGUGUAUGUUGAUUUUGUUUUCUUCAAUUUACACAGUUAUGGUGUUGGUAUUAUUGUCCAGUGACCACAACAAAUAUAGCAAGGAGUAUAGUCUUAGUAUUAAAGUUUGAAAUCGUUGUUGUGUAACACAGCUGAUCGUCUCUGUUAGUUAUUUGCCGUUCAUAAGCUUGGCUUACCAUGUCUUUAUGCAAUGAACCUCGCUGCCUUUCA